AGACCCUUUAAGCCCCUUAUUCCCACUGUCCCAUUUCCCCUAACAUUAAUUUCAAUCUCCCACAUACUCCAUAAUUCUCCUCAGAUUUUAGUUUUUAAGUUUUUGCACCAUUUCCUAGUGUGUCCGUGUGCCUACAAAGUUUAUUCCCACCUUCCUUUCUUUCCACACUGAUCACAAUUUCACAAACACUUAAACAAGCACACUUUUCCUUUCUCUUUCUCUAGCUAGCCUCAUUCAUUGUUGUUAUCAUCACCACCAUGGCUUCUUCUUCUUCUUCAUCAUCUGGAAAUGGCUCUGCCUCUGCUUCUUCUGGCUCUCCUUGCGGAGCAUGCAAGUUCCUCAGGAGAAAAUGUGCAGCUGAUUGCAUCUUUGCACCUUACUUUUGCUCAGAACAAGGCCCUGCAAGAUUUGCAGCUAUUCAUAAAGUGUUUGGUGCCAGCAAUGUUUCCAAGUUGCUUUUGCAUAUUCCAGCUCAUGAUCGUUGUGAGGCGGUUGUCACAAUCGCUUAUGAGGCACAAGCUCGUAUCAGAGACCCUGUUUAUGGCUGUGUCUCCCACAUUUAUGCCUUACAACAACAGGUGGCAUGCUUGCAGGCUCAACUAAUGCAAGUGAAGGCUCAGCUGGCGCAGAAGAACCUGAACAUGGAGAAUCACUGGCCAGGGAAUGUUGCUGGCCAACCAAUGAACCCUUUUUGUCCCUCUAACAUGGACCCCAUUUCACCUCAGAGCUCUCUUGACUCCAUUGAUCAUAACAUGCAAGAUUUUCAUAGCAGAGAAAAUAAUUUCUCACUCCAUGCUUGUUCCAAGAAAAGAACACAUAACAACAAUGACUUGGGGGAGCUGCAAGAAUUGGCACUCAGGAUGAUGAGGAACUGAUAGCAUGGAUCAACUCCUUCCUUAUAAUCAAUUCUGAAACUCAUAAGCUACUUGUUGAAGUUUCUCCCUAAAAUUGAUUCUGAUAUUAGAAUUAAUUGUAGAAGAAUUUCCAAACAUACAUGAAGAUGAGGAUGUUCACUCAUGUUGUAGAGGAUGUGAUCUUUUGCUAGUACUGUUGUAUAUAAUAAGAGUGUCAAAAAGAAAAAUGGCCAUAAAUGGUAAGCCUAAACUAGCUAGCAUUAGGCUUUUCUGUUUGUGGAUCAUCAAUCCAAAAGAAAUUAAAAUUUUCUAGACUAGUCAGCCUCAGUAAUCUUUUGUGUUCCUGUUUGUUUCUGCUAAAGUUGGUACAGCUUUGAAAA
This is a messenger RNA of Lotus japonicus, 1234 nucleotides long. Its product is annotated as LOB domain-containing protein 16-like. The record is from RefSeq and is a predicted model, not a curated record. Gene Ontology annotation, biological process: positive regulation of DNA-templated transcription; hormone-mediated signaling pathway. The transcript is spliced from 2 exons. Lineage: Eukaryota; Viridiplantae; Streptophyta; Magnoliopsida; Fabales; Fabaceae. The coding region runs from base 258 to 875 and encodes 205 amino acids. Gene Ontology annotation, cellular component: nucleus.